Fonsecaea pedrosoi CBS 271.37 is the source of this 558-nucleotide messenger RNA. RefSeq lists its product as uncharacterized. The record is from RefSeq and is a predicted model, not a curated record. The transcript has 3 exons. Lineage: Eukaryota; Fungi; Ascomycota; Eurotiomycetes; Chaetothyriales; Herpotrichiellaceae. The coding region runs from base 1 to 558 and encodes 185 amino acids. Gene Ontology annotation, molecular function: hydrolase activity.
AUGUCUGUUCCCCAAACCAACACCAUCACGCGCCUCAAGUAUGGCAAGAAGGCCAGGAUGGGCACCAUGGGCAUUGUUCUGAAAGGCGACAAGGUCCUGCUGAUCCACCGCAGGCUGAAGAACAAGACGAUCAAAACAGACGGUCCUCCCGACACUUGGGCCUUCCCGGGCGGUGGCGUGGACGAGGACGAAACCCCAGAGGAGACGAUUGUGCGCGAAAUCCAAGAGGAGGUCGGCCUGGAGGUGGCCAUCAAGCACAUCGGAGACGAGACGGUGUGGGGUGAGACCGAUGACUUCUUGGAGGACGACCUGUGGCGCUGCUUCUUCUUUGUCCUAGAGCAAGUCGACCCGGAGCAGGAACCCAAGAUCAUGGAACCGCACAAGCACGUUGGCUUGAUGUGGAUGGAAUGGAAUGAGCUGUGGGCCAGGAUUGAGGCCGAAUUGGCCGACGACUGGGAAGAGACGGAGAGGAUGCGCUUCUUCCCGUCCAUGUGGAACAUGGUCCAUAAAUAUCCGAAGCGCUGGGAUGCGGCUUGCUUGGAGAAGCGCCUGAACUAG